CCGGCUGCGUUCCCCGGGGGCCAGCUCUUCCCUUCCCUGCCGGCGCCUCGGGCAGGGUGGUUAGGUGCAGGGAGGGACCCGCUCUCACUUCCUCAUUGGGCUCGCUUGCCAUGCAGCAGCAGCAGCAGCGGGCUGCUGCUCGUGCGGAGCGCCUCCUCCGCGGCCGCUGAGCGGGAGCCGGGGCAGGGAGCCCCCUCUCUCUGCCUGCCCGUCCCCGCGCGCGGCGGGGCGCGAGCCGCAGGUGGUGCGGAUGGGCAAAGCAGAGCCGCGAGGAGGCGCGAAGAUGAGCCGAGGCACGGGGGUCCUCCCCGCGGAGCAAGAAGGGGACGUGCUAGAGGAGCUGCAGAGCCUAGGGUGGUACCACGAUAAUCUCACCCGCCAUGCAGCAGAGGCUCUUCUUCUUUCCAAUGGAUGUGAUGGAAGCUAUCUCUUAAGGAAGAGUAAUGAAAGGAAUGACUUGUAUUCUCUCUCAGUAAGAGCAAGAGAUUCUGUGAAACAUUUCCAUGUGGAGCACAUGGGGUCUUCAUUCAAGUUUGGCUUUAAUGAAUUUCCCAGCUUGAAGGAGUUAGUCAUGCAUUUUGCAAACCAGCCCCUAAUUGGAAGCGAGACAGGCACCCUAAUUGUACUGAAACAUCCGUAUCCCCGGAAAGUGGAAGAACCUUCUAUUUAUGAGUCUGUCCGGGUUCACACUGCGAUGCAAACAGGAAAAACUGAAAAUGAUCUUGUCCUGAAUGCACCUUCGCUUGGUACAAAAGAAGGAUACUUGAUAAAACAAGGCAAAAUAGUAAAGAAUUGGAAAAUGAGGUGGUUUACACUGCAUAGGAAUGAACUUAAAUAUUUCAAAGACCAGACGUCCACAGAACCAAUUCGGGUACUAGACUUAACGGAAUGCUCAGCAGUGCAAUUUGAUUACUCACAGGAACGAGUAAACUGUUUCUGUUUAGUAUUCCCGCUAAGGACAUAUUACCUGUGUGCAAAGACUGGCAUAGAAGCUGAUGAGUGGAUUAAGAUACUGCGAUGGAAAUUGUCACAAAUAAGAAAACACCAGGACCAGCGUGAUGCCACCUCUCCCCUGUAGUUAUGCCUCUAAAUAAUUUAGUCAGCGAGAGUCAGCCUUCAGCAUUGAGCGUCACUUCACACGAGAGCAGUGUCAGCACAUGAGUUACCUACAGUGUACAUCUAUGUACUUGCAUAUAUAAGAUUAACGCUAGAGGGACACUUUCAGAAUGUGAAGUGUUAUCAGUGAAAACUGUUGCAUCCUAACAAUGCUGGUUCCCUACCCACUCGCAUGUUCCUAUUCGGUUCACUUUUGCAUCACAAAAGCGUUCAGUAUUUGAAACGUUCGGCAUCGUAGUAAAGCACUCUCAGUUAGCUUCAUUGAGCUUCUGUAAUAAAUGCAUAACUAACUACUAGCAACAGCUGUUCUGCAUGGGUUAGCCCACUCAUUUGAAAUCAGCUUUUUUUCUGGAAACCUUAAAUAUUUGUUUUGCAUUGUGUUUUAAGGGUUUAAAUCCUAGAGGAAAAUUAUGUCUCCAGAGUGAAUUUUUUUCAUUGUGAAACUGACUAGAGUGUAUUUUUGUAAUUAAUGUGAGUCCCUAUUACAUGGAAAAUAUAAACUUAAUAUUUUUAAAGUCCAAUGUCAAAGUGGGUGAUGAAUAAUAUUUGGCUUUGAUUAAAGAUAUUAGCGUCUGGUCGGAUUCUACAUUUUGGCAGUGGUAGUUGCAAGUGUGUAGAUUGGUGCUCUCUCUUUCUGUUAAAUAGAAUGUAUGUUACAGACAUGUACAAUAUUGAGAGCAUCCUUAUUUAUACAUUGGGGUGAUAAGGGCACAGGGCAGUUGGACCCCAGCGUCUCCAUUCCCAGUACACCCAUGAAGGAGUAGCCAUAGGCACCCAGGGAAUGAGGACAGAAUGCUGUACAGCCAGCAAAGCCCUUGGUCCCCAUUGGACCAAGAGCUUUUUAGUUUCAGAGUAACAGCCGUGUUAGUCUGUAUUUGCAAAAAGAAAAGGAGUACUUGUGGCACCUUAGAGACGAACCAAUUUAUUUGAGCAUAAGCUUUCGUGAGCUACAGCUCACUUCAUCGGAUGCAUACUGUGGAAACUGCAGAAGACAUUAUAUACACAGAGACCAUGAAACAAUACCUCCUCCCACCCCACUCUCCUGCUGGUAAUAGCUUAUCUAAAGUGACCACUCUCUUUACAAUGUGUAUGAUAAUCAAGGUGGGCCAUUUCCAGCACAAAUCCAGGUUUUUUUUCCAAAAGCCACACACACAAACUCACUCUCCUGCUGGUAAUAGCUUAUCCAAAGUGACCACUCUCCUUACAAUGUGUAUGAAAAUCAAGGUGGGCCAUCACUUGCCCACAUGAAGAUGAUCAUUAAAUUUUACGCAUUUCUGCUAGCCGCAUCUGCUUGUAAUGAUCUUUUCCUUGGUUAGUAUUGAGAGUUUACAGGCAGAAGCUAUUAAUUUUAGUUGAUUAGGUUUGUGUGUUUUAGGGGACAGGGGCGAGGGGAUAAGACAAGUUAUAUUCUGGAAAUCAAUUGUAAAGCAUUUGGCAGCUCUCUGGACAAAGAAAGAAGGGAUCAUGAAUUUGUUUUUAAAUAUCAAAUUAGCUUGAAUUGUACCUGCUCAAAAAUGUUUUACAUUAGACAAGGCCAUGUUAUGUUCUCCUGCCAUAUAAACUGCUGUGGCACUUUUUAAAAAAAGCACACCAACCAGUUUAAUUUUCCAUAGCUGCCUCUCUUCACAUAGAAGAGGCAGCUAAGCCUGGAAAAAGAAGAGACUCCAUUAUGAUAGAGGAAGAAUUCAGAGUUGUAAUUACAGGAAUAGUAUUUUGUUUUAACUUAGAUGUUCACAGUAUUUGACGAAUUUUGUAUAGACUAAAUAUUUUAAGAUGUCUUGAGUAAAUACGGUUUCACCAUACUAUUAAAAAGGUACUCUUUU
Caretta caretta (loggerhead turtle) is the source of this 2939-nucleotide messenger RNA. RefSeq names its product dual adaptor of phosphotyrosine and 3-phosphoinositides 1 (gene DAPP1). Lineage: Eukaryota; Metazoa; Chordata; Testudines; Cheloniidae. The record is from RefSeq and is a predicted model, not a curated record.